Messenger RNA from Effrenium voratum, 2108 nucleotides. The record is from the annotation of a GenBank genome assembly. NCBI's taxonomy places the organism in Eukaryota, Dinophyceae, Suessiales, Symbiodiniaceae.
AUGCAUGCUGCGCCCAACAGGACAGCUGACAUUCGCGAUAUACGAGACUUUUCCCUGGCUGUUGCAGGCUUUGUGGUGUCUGGCCUAGGCCUUGCAUUCACGUAUGCCUCCUCGGACUUUCGCCUGAAGCGUCUGGCCGUAAAGAAGUUCAUGGCACCCUAUGAGCCAGCCAUGUCUCCGGACGAGGUCGUCCCACGAAAGGUCGUAGAUGACAUCCAACAUAGGCUGCGCAGCUGGCGGCAGCAGUCCGACGCGACCAUCGUGAGUGGCCGCUACAAAUCCGGCAAGACUGUGGCCGUGGAAGAGGCCUUGCGCAGUGUUUGUGGUGUGUGGGCCUUCACGGUGAAGGUGGAAGACUGGGAGCCUGCCAUGUACCAAAUGCUUGGAGUGAAGGACGCGAACAUGUUUGCCGAGGUGCUUCGUCGUGUCCGCGCCAAGUUGCAAAAGAAGAAGUUUGCAACGAACCUGACCCAAUAUCCCAUCCUGCUUCUGGACAUUCCUCGCGACACCAAAGGAGGUAAGGAGGAGGGGAUGAAGUUGGUUUCCACCACAGCGAAGGACAUGUCGAGUGAUUCACGCUACGCCGCAUCGGCACAUGUGCUGGUGGCCGCCUCAUCUGCUGCCUCGGCUCUGGCGUUUGAUGCUGGCGGUCGCAGAUUCGACAUCUGGGUGGGCGACAUGACCGAGAAGGAGGCGAGUGAGUUGCUCAAGAUGCACGAGCACGAGUCGGCCGCGGCAGCAAUCAUUGACAAUUGUGGCCACCGCGCUGGUGAUUUGGUGGAUGCAUGCAAUAUGCUGAAGAGAGGAAUCAAUCUGAGCGACAUCAAGGUCGAUUUCCACAAGAUGGCAGAAAAAGACGUGGUGAACUUCAUGAGUCUUACACUUGAUGGAAAGCAGGCAUCCGCCCUCAGUGGCAGAGCGAAUCGCGGAGGAGGAGGCCAUUUCAUCGGACGCAGCUGGGCAAAGCCGGGGAGUUGCAGCAGAAGACGGCCCAGCGCGCCACCGACCCAACUGAAUGCGUGGCCGCAGCUUCGAGCUGUGAUACAAAGGGCAAUGCAUGCUGCGCCCAACAGGACAGCUGACAUUCGCGAUAUACGAGACUUUUCCCUGGCUGUUGCAGGCUUUGUGGUGUCUGGCCUAGGCCUUGCAUUCACGUAUGCCUCCUCGGACUUUCGCAUGAAGCGUCUGGCCGUAAAGAAGUUCAUGGAACCCUAUGAGCCAGCCAAGUCUCCGGACGAGGUCGUCCCACGAAAGGUCGUAGAUGACAUCCAACAUAGGCUGCGCAGCUGGCGGCAGCAGUCCGACGCGACCAUCGUGAGUGGCCGCUACAAAUCCGGCAAGACUGUGGGCGUGGAAGAGGCUUUGCGCAGUGUUUGUGGUGUGUGGGCCUUCACGGUCGAGGUGGAAGACUGGAAGCCUGCCAUGUACCAAAUGCUUGGAGUGAAGGACGCGAACAUGUUUGCCGAGGUGCUUCGUCGUGUCCGCGCCAAGUUGCAAAAGAAGAAGUUUGCAAAGAACCUGACCCAAUAUCCCAUCCUGCUUCUGGACAUUCCUCGCGACACCAAAGGAGGUAAGGAGGAGGGGAUGAAGUUGGUUUCCACCACAGCGAAGGACAUGUCGAGUGAUUCACGCUACGCCGCAACGGCACAUGUGCUGGUGGCCGCCUCAUCUGCUGCCUCGGCUCUGGCGUUUGAUGCUGGCGGUCGCAGAUUCGACAUCUGGGUGGGCGACAUGACCGAGAAGGAGGCGAGUGAGUUGCUCAAGAUGCACGAGCACGAGUCGGCCGCGACAGCAAUCAUUGAAAAUUGUGGCCACCGUGCUGGUGAUUUGGUGGAUGCAUGCAGUAUGCUGAAGAGAGGAAUCAAUCUGAGCCACAUUAAGCAGCGCUUCCACAAGAUGGCAGAAAAAGACGUGGUGAACUUCAUGAGUCUUACGCUUGAUGGAAAGCAGGUGGGUCAGCAGAUUUUCCACGCACUGCUUCAGAGCGGAGGCGCAGGCAUUGAGGCAGUCAUCAAUACUACCGCCUAUGAGCCACGCAAAAUUGCAAAGCUCAUGCGCGAUGAGAACGCGCAUGCCAUCAUAUGGCAUCCUACAGAGAUGAUUUACAG